Molecule: messenger RNA, 318 nt
Organism: Dromiciops gliroides (monito del monte)
Lineage: Eukaryota; Metazoa; Chordata; Mammalia; Microbiotheria; Microbiotheriidae
Product: thioredoxin-like
Exons: 1
Coding region: 1-318 (105 amino acids)
Molecular function (GO): protein-disulfide reductase activity
Source: RefSeq, a predicted model, not a curated record
AUGGUGAGACAGAUCGAGAGCAAGGAAAACUUUGACUCAAAAUUGAAAGAUGCUGGAGAAAAAUUAGUAGUAGUUGACUUCUCAGCUACAUGGUGUGGACCUUGCAAAAUGAUCAAGCCUUUCUUUCUUUUACUUGGUGAAAAGUACCCAGAUGUGAUCUUCAUAGAAAUGGAUGUAGAUGACUGUCAGGAUGUUGCUGCAGGGUAUGAAGUGAAAUGCAUGCCAACAUUGCAGUUCCAUAAAAAUGGGAAAAAGGUGAAUGAAUUUUCUGGAGCCAAUAAAGAAAAGCUUGAAUCAACCAUUAAUGAAUUCAAGUAA